UCCUCUCCAGACGUUACAGUCCGUGGCAGCAGAGCUCUCAGCCGGAGCAGCUUCAGUCAGCAGCUCCUCCUGUUAAAGACUUCUUCUGUGGGUUUCCAGCAGAGUGACGCUAUGGCUGCAGAGACUGUUACAGGUGAUGUGCAGCCGCUGAAGCGCAGCAAUAGCCAGGACUUCAUUCCUCCUUAUAUGUCUGAGCUUUUGGUUGUUCUUCUGGGGAACAGCUGGUCUGAGAGGAGUUCUGCUGGGAACUUAUUACUGGGAGAGACCAAGUUCAACACUGAGGAAGAACCAGACUUUGUGACAGUCAGAGAACAGAUAAAGGAGAAAGAAAUAGUCCUCAUCAACACUCCAGAUCUGCUGAAUCCAACCAUCUCUGAAGACAAACUAAGAGAACGUGUAGAACUCUGUGUGAGACUCUCUGAUCCUGGACCUCAUGUGUUCCUGCUGGUUCUACAGCCUGAAGACUUCACUGAGGAACACAGAGUGAGGAUCUGCAGAGUCCUGGAACUAUUCAGUGAUCAAUCAUUUGAUCGAUCACUGGUUCUGAUAUCAGCAUCCAGAGAGGAGAGCUCAUUUGAAAAUAAUCUGUCCUUCAGAGACCUGAUCAGAGAGUGCAGAUACAGAUACUUGUUUCAGAAGAACCUGGAACGUUCAGAGCUGCUGACACGUUUGAGCCAAAUCCUAAAAGAGAACAGCAGAGAAGAUCUGAGUGGUGAUGGAUCUGAAGACUCUGGUUUAACCAUGAAACCAACUCUGUCUGACGACGAAUUUCAACAGGAAAGAAUCCAGAAAGAGAAGGAGAACCUCAGGAGGAAACACCUGGAAGAUUUAAAACAAAUCAGAGAACAAAUUGAACUGACAGAGAAGCAGCUGAAGGAAAAGGAUGAAUGCAUCCACAGGGAGCAAGAGUUGAGGAAGAAAGAAGAAAGUCAGAAACAGGAGUGGAGGAGGAAAGCAGAAGCUGCAGAGAACAAGCUUCAAUCAGAGAGAGAGCAAAAGGUGAACGCUGAGAGGAAGCUGGAGCUGAUCACAAAAGAAAUGAAGAAAGAACGAGAGGAAGACGAGAAGAGACGGAAGAAAGAAGAAAGUCAGAAACAGGAGUGGAAGAGGAAAGUGGAAGCUGCAGAGAAUAAGCUUCGGUCAGAGAGAGAGCAGAGGGAGAACGCUGAGAGGAAGCUGGAGCUGACCAGGAGAGAAAUGAAGAAAGAAAUGAAUUGGCAACGAGACGCCUGGGACAAAGAAAGGAAGGAGAUCUAUGAACGAAUGCUUCAGGAGAGCCGAGAGGUUCUGGAGGAGGAGAGGACCAGAAACAGGAAGCUGCUGGAAGAGCUCUACCGGAAGAGGAAGAAAUGGAUGUAUGCUUUGUUUGGUUUGCUUUUUGUUAUUUUCUCAUCUCUGUUUUAUCUGUUCCUGAGCGGUGGCCUCACGUAGUCACAGGCAGCGGUUCAGAGAAAACUCACAUUAAAUCUAAAGACUUCACUGCAGAACUCUGAGUUACAAACUGGAGCCAAAUAUAACUCACAAACUCUCUGACGUGUCAGGACAACAACGCUUUCUUAUGUUAUUGUCUGAAGCAUUUAUUAUGUAAACCCUGACGUUAACAGUGUUUAUGGAAAAUGUUUUUUCUUGGUGAUACUUGGUAACUGUUUGUCUAGAAGCUUUGGGAUAAAUCAUUAGACCACCUACUGUUCUCUUUACAAAGUCCACAAAACAGACCUUCAACUGUCAGAAUUUAGUUUGAAUUUUAGCAAAUUGAUUACAUACUCUCAGCAUUUACUAAACACAUAAAAAUAUAGAAUCAUAAUAAUCUAAGACAUGAAAAAGUCAGUUGUGCAUAAAACUAUGAUGUAUUAAAACUAAAGAUUUCAGAAUUCACAAAAGAUCAACGACAACAUUUUUCAAGUCUCCAUUAUUUUGUGUGGAAGUAAAUCAUGGAUAUUUAAAUGGUAUCUGUCAACUCUUACAUUAAUAUAUCAAAUACUUUCUGAGAUUAUUUUUAAUUUCAAAUCUGCCUGCAGACCCCUUAAAGCAGGUUUUUUUUCUCACAUUAAAUUUGAGGCUGAUUGAAUGACGACAUCUCAGAAACUAUUAAAGAUAAAAACCUGAAAUUUUCUGUUAUUUCUCAUCACGUCACUGAUUCAGAAUCUGGAAUAAAAAGGAGAUCAACUGGUGACAUUUUCUGAACCACAUGUAGCUGCAGGUCACAAUAAUACAAAACUUAACGUAGAAUAGUUUUAAUAUGAAAUAUUUAGUCACAAAAAUGAAAAGAACAACAUUUUCUUUGACCUUUCCUCACUGAUUGAGCAGGUUUAACAAGUUGUAGCACAAAAACAGAAACACUGGUGGACAAAAGUGCAAAGUGGGGUUUGAAACUGACAAUAUGAGCAGAUUAAAAACUGUUUUGCUAGUCCUAUUUUAAGAUAAGAUAAGAUAAUCCUUUAUUACUCCUCGUGCCCAGGGAAAUUUCCAAAGAACCACAUUUUUCACUUUAACACAUUUCAUAUUAUGAAGUUUUCUAUGUGUUUAGUUUGUACUACUGUGACAUGACAGAUAUGGUUCAGAAAAUAUCACCAGUUGAUUUCUGGAUCAUCAGUUUUUGUUGUUAAUAUGAGCUGAAAGAUUUUUUUCAUGACGGCUUUAACCGAUAAGCACAGAAUCAUCCAUAAGAUAAAAUAAGUCGUUAACAAUCCAACAGCAGUGAAAGGAGACAGAGAAAACAUGUAAGGACAUCAUUUAACAUGUAAAUAAAAAGAAACACACAUAAAUACUGUUGUACUGAACAGAUUAUUCCAUUUGUAGAAAUUGUGAUAUUGCACAGAGUCUGGAUCAGAAAAUGUUUCAACAGAUCAUUCUGUAAAAACAAUAAUUUAUCAAAACUAUCUUUAAACCUACAAAACAUUCAUAACAGCUUUAAAAGCCAAACAUUUUCAGUUGUUUCUCAUGUGUGUGUGUGGAUAUAUAUUUAUGUGUGCUUCACAGCAGAUUAAGUCAAUAUAUUGUUCUAUUUGAAGCUAACGUUUAGCUUUGACUCCCUGUAGCCUCCAUUAGCUAAUAUGUCUUCAGCUCACUGACAAGAAAAAUUAUUUGUCAAAAGAUUGUUGCUCCCACAUGGUGAGUUUGAUCCACAGAUUUAGUUUCAUGCUCAUAAGUCAGUUAUAAUUAUUAAAAAUUAAUAUUCAGCGUCUCUGUUGGCUAACAGCCGUCAGCUAAGAUAGCUAGCGUUAGCUAGC
Acanthochromis polyacanthus (spiny chromis) is the source of this 3230-nucleotide messenger RNA. RefSeq names its product trichohyalin-like. The coding region runs from base 112 to 1431 and encodes 439 amino acids. Gene Ontology annotation, molecular function: GTP binding. The transcript has 4 exons. The record is from RefSeq and is a predicted model, not a curated record. Lineage: Eukaryota; Metazoa; Chordata; Actinopteri; Pomacentridae.